Arabidopsis arenosa is the source of this 1500-nucleotide messenger RNA. The record is from the annotation of a GenBank genome assembly. NCBI's taxonomy places the organism in Eukaryota, Viridiplantae, Streptophyta, Magnoliopsida, Brassicales, Brassicaceae.
CAAAGAGAGAGAGAGAAGAAGAGACGAAGAGAAUCCAUUAAUGGCGGCUGCCACAGUUCUCGGUCGCUUAUCACUGAUACCAAAUCUAUCUUCUAAACCAAAAUUGAAAUCAAACAGAAGAACAACUUCUACAAGUGUUUCUAUACGAGCACAAGCUUCGUUCUCUGACCCUUUUGUACUUCAAUUAGCUGAAUCACUCGAAGAUUCUCUCUCAGCUUCUCCUUCUUCGUCUUCUUUACCUCUCCAAAGAAUCCGUGAUUCUUCCGCUGAGACUCUUUUAUCUACGCCAUGGCCAUCACGAAAAGACGAACCUUUUCGAUUCACCGAUACAUCUUUCAUCCGAUUUUCUCAAAUCGAACCCGUUUCGACCCAUCAACGAAAUUCUGAAAUUUUGGAUAAUCUGACGGAAACCCAGUUCCCAAACGCUGUGAUUAUUGAUGGGUUCGUGUCGAGUUUGACGAUUGGUCCAUCGGAUUUGCCCGAUGGGGUUUACUUCGGGAGCUUCUCUGGUUUACCGGAUGAGUUAACGAACCGGGUUUCUGAAUUCAUAGGGAAUUUCGAUUCUGGUGAUUUGUUUUGGUCGAUUAAUGGUAUGGGAGCACCGGAUUUGGUGGUGAUUUAUGUUCCUGAAGGAUGUAAGGUUGAGAAUCCGAUCUAUUUGAGGUACUUUUGUGGUGAAACUGGUGACCGGGAAUCGAAACGGUUACCGGUAUCGAAUCCUAGGGUUUUUGUGUUAGUUGAGGAAGGAGGAGAGAUUGGUAUAGUUGAGGAAUUUGUUGGUAAAGAUGAAGAAGGGUUUUAUUGGACGAAUCCGGUUUUGGAAGUUGUUGUUCAAAAGAAUGGGAAAUUGAAGCAUUCAUAUUUGCAGAAAGAAUCCAUGGCUUCUGCUCAUGUCAAGUGGACUUUCGUCCGACAGGAGGCGGAGAGUGAAUAUGAGCUUGUGGAAGUGAGUACUGGUGGGAAAUUGGGGAGGCACAAUGUUCAUGUGCAGCAGCUUGGGCCUGAUACGCUCACUGAGUUAACCACGUUUCAUAUGUGUGUCAACGAGCAGACUCUUGAUCUCCAUAGCAAAAUUGUCUUAGACCAUCCACGAGGCUCUUCGCGACAGCUUCACAAGUGUAUUGUUGCUCAUUCCUCUGGUCAAGCUGUUUUCGAUGGCAAUGUCCGAGUUAACAGAUUAGCUCAACAGACCAACGCGCGGCAACUAACACGGAGCCUCCUUCUGAAACCCCGAGCCACGGUGAACAUAAAACCGAAUCUUCAGAUCAUUGCAGACGAUGUCAAAUGCUCGCAUGGAGCUGCUAUCAGUGACCUCGAAGAAGACCAGCUCUUCUAUUUCCAAGCUCGUGGGAUCGACUUGGAGACUGCAAGAAGAGCUCUCAUAUCGUCAUUUGGAUCGGAGGUUAUCGAGAAGUUUCCAAAUCGGGAAAUCCGAGACCAAGCCAGGAAUCAUGUCAAAGGCUUGCUCUGAUGUGCUUCACAUAAAGCGAUAAUCCAAAA